This is a messenger RNA of Falco peregrinus (peregrine falcon), 784 nucleotides long. It is a transcript of the gene RPL36A, whose product is annotated as ribosomal protein L36a. Lineage: Eukaryota; Metazoa; Chordata; Aves; Falconiformes; Falconidae. Gene Ontology annotation, cellular component: cytosolic large ribosomal subunit; ribosome. The transcript is spliced from 6 exons. The coding region runs from base 1 to 735 and encodes 244 amino acids. Gene Ontology annotation, molecular function: structural constituent of ribosome. The record is from RefSeq and is a predicted model, not a curated record. Gene Ontology annotation, biological process: translation.
AUGGCUCCCGCCACGGCAGGCGCCACGGCCCCCGGCCCCGCCGAGGAGACGAGCCGAGCUACGGGCGAGCGGGGGGCAGCGCCAUGGCCCCGCGGGCUGCCCGCCACCGCGCCCCGCUCCCGCACCUGCGCCCCCCACGGACCCCCGCCCCAUCACCCCUCGGCACCCCCACAGCCACUGGCCCGCUGCCCCUACGCCCAGCAUUUCCCUCCUCCGCAGCCCCCCGCCCCGCAAACCCCGCACCCCCGAGCCCCCUGCGCCCCCCGCCCCCGUCUCCUCCCACCGGGAGGCGGCGCUGCAGGCCCCGUGCCUGACGGGCCGCUCGCCCUCCCUGCGCCCGCCUCUCUAUGGUUCCCCGCUCCCCUCUGCUUCCUUUUCCGGCGCGCCCCUUCUCUUCGGGCUGCGGGCGGCAAGAUGGUCAACGUCCCGAAAACACGUCGGACCUACUGCAAGAAAUGCGGCAAGCACCAGCCGCACAAAGUCACCCAGUACAAGAAGGGGAAGGACUCUCUCUACGCCCAGGGAAAGAGGCGCUACGAUAGGAAGCAAAGCGGCUAUGGGGGCCAGACAAAGCCUAUCUUCCGUAAGAAGGCUAAGACCACAAAGAAGAUUGUGCUGAGACUGGAGUGUGUGGAGCCCAACUGCAGGUCCAAGAGGAUGCUGGCGAUUAAGAGGUGCAAGCACUUUGAACUGGGAGGAGACAAGAAGAGGAAGGGCCAGGUGAUCCAGUUCUAAGCUCCAUCCUACUUGUUGUUACGGACCUUAUUAAAGUAUUUGGAAGUGA